This is a messenger RNA of Cucurbita moschata (crookneck pumpkin), 1528 nucleotides long. Its product is annotated as ribosome-recycling factor, chloroplastic. Gene Ontology annotation, biological process: plastid translation. The transcript has 11 exons. Gene Ontology annotation, cellular component: chloroplast. Bases 330 to 1337 code for a protein of 335 amino acids. The record is from RefSeq and is a predicted model, not a curated record. NCBI's taxonomy places the organism in Eukaryota, Viridiplantae, Streptophyta, Magnoliopsida, Cucurbitales, Cucurbitaceae. Gene Ontology annotation, molecular function: ribosomal large subunit binding.
UACGUUGCUAUUAAACGAACAAACAGUCCGCAGAAGGAAUUAUUCAUUAAAAAAAGUAUUUUUAAAAGAAAAAAAGUUGAAAAAAUUGAAAAUUUUGGUGGAAACGAGGAUGGAAGCAGGUGGGAGGAGGUGUCCGGAGGCUUUUAUCCUUUUUUUUAUUUUUUAUUUUUUACUUUUUAACCUUCCCGUCUUAUCUCUAUCAGUUGGCGCCGCUGGCAUAGUACUGUAUUCCUCGCGUUCGCAAUUCAAUUUCUUAUCCACAACUUCUCAACUUCUAACCUUUCCCCUUCAUCAUCUCUAUCAUCUUCACUUCAUUCAUUUCGGUUUUCAUGGCGACGCCUUUCUCCUCCACCACUUCUCUCCGUUCUGUCUUCCGACCCAAACAAAUCCCCCCUCCCAAAGCCCUCCUCUCCAUCCGAGAUUAUAAUGCAGGCUUAAAUUGCAUCAAAUGCGGCUCCACUACCACGCCUCUUUCUUCAUGGAAAUCAGCUUCAAACUAUAUCCGGAUCAGGCGACAUGCCCUAAUGCUUCCUACCCAGCCCUUUCAAUCAGGGAAUCUGUCGAAAUACAGAAGAGGAGUCAUAAGGGCCGCAACUAUCGAAGAAAUUGAAGCGGAGAAAGCAUUGAUUGAGAAAGAUGUAAGAGCAAGGAUGGAAAAGACUAUCGAUACUGUUCGGUCUAGUUUCAACUCAAUAAGGACAGGGAGAGCAAACCCUGCUAUGCUCGAUAAGAUUGAGGUGGAGUAUUACGGCAGUCCAGUUGGCCUGAAGAGCAUUGCCCAAAUUAGUACACCUGAUGCAAGCUCUCUCUUGAUCCAGCCAUAUGAUAAAUCCAGCUUAAAGUCAAUAGAGAAGGCCAUAGUAAACUCUAACUUGGGAAUGACUCCAAACAAUGAUGGAGAAGUCAUACGGUUGACUCUCCCUCAACUCACAUCCGAAAGGAGAAAGGAAUUGUCAAAGGUUGUUGCUAAGCAGGCAGAGGAAGGGAAGGUGGCGGUGAGGAAUAUAAGAAGAGAUGCCUUGAAAGCCUAUGACAAACUGGAAAAGGAGAAAAAACUUUCGGAAGAUAAUGUUAAGGACUUGUCAAGCGAUUUGCAGAAACUGACAGAUGACUAUAUGAAGAAGAUUGAUGUCAUAUACAAGCAGAAAGAGAAGUGGUUGAGUGAACAUGAAUUUGCAAAUUGUAUUUCAGGAGUUGUUGAAGGUGUGAGCAGAAGAAGCAAAUGGUGGAGGUGUUCCCCUGCUGAUCUGUGUCAGAUGUGCAAUUGUUGGUUUCUUUUUCUCCUGAAUAGAGUUUUGAUGUCAUUGUUAGAAUCAAACCGUUUCUUUUUCAUUUGAAAUGAGAUUCAACGCCUCGUGGGAAGAAAGGGGAAUAUGCAUGAUGCCUCUGUUGUCAAAUUGGCUCAUCUCUAACUUCUCACUCUGUACAUUGAAACUGACAUUAUGACUACAACACACUCAUUUUGACUCGGCGUUCAACUGUUGAGCUUGAGUUUAAUGUGCCUAUUGAACAUAAUAAUUUCUCCUCU